Pygocentrus nattereri (red-bellied piranha) is the source of this 3696-nucleotide messenger RNA. It is a transcript of the gene cpt1aa, whose product is annotated as carnitine palmitoyltransferase 1Aa (liver). Gene Ontology annotation, biological process: carnitine metabolic process; fatty acid metabolic process. Gene Ontology annotation, cellular component: mitochondrion. NCBI's taxonomy places the organism in Eukaryota, Metazoa, Chordata, Actinopteri, Characiformes, Serrasalmidae. The transcript is spliced from 19 exons. The record is from RefSeq and is a predicted model, not a curated record. The coding region runs from base 261 to 2582 and encodes 773 amino acids. Gene Ontology annotation, molecular function: carnitine O-palmitoyltransferase activity.
CGGAUGUCGCUGCUGGUCUCUUCACCUGUCCCGCCUAGUAGCUGCAAUAUGUGGCGGAGCCGCUAUUAGCCUCGGAGCUUCGGUGAAGUUGGCAGCUAAACAGAAACAGUUCGUAUUGAAAACUGGCAAAUUUAAAAUAAAUAAAACUGAUUAAGUGUGUUGUAGUUAAACGUUAACUUAGCGUUGCAUUUGUGCUUUAAAUAAAGCGUCGACACGCGAAGUGAAGGGCUGUCCUCUGGUGACCCUGGGCCCCAGUCAGCAUGGCAGAAGCUCAUCAGGCCGUGGCCUUCCAGUUCACCGUCUCUCCAGAUGGUAUUGACCUGCAGCUUAGUCAUGAGGCCCUGCGCCAGGUCUAUCUGUCUGGUCUCCACUCGUGGAAGAAGAAGUUCAUCCGUUUUAAGAAUGGGAUUAUGACUGGAGUAUACCCAGGCAGCGCCCCUGGGUUUAUAUUGGUGCUGGCAGGGUACCUGGGGAGGGCAAAAUAUGCUCAGUUGGACCCUUCCUUAGGCCUUUUCCUUAAAGUUGGCAAAUACGUACCAGUGAGUAAGUACAUGUCUCUGGAUAACCAGAGGAGAGUGGGUGGCAUCCUGCUUGGCACAGGGCUCUGGGUGGCAAUCAUAUUUACCAUGAGGACCGCCCUGAGGGGUCUGCUGUCCUGGCAUGGGUGGAUGACUGAGCGCCAAGCCAAAAUGUCAUGGAAAACACGCGUUUGGUUGGUGCUUGUGAAGAUUUUCUCUGGGAUACAAACGCCAAAUCUGUAUAGCUUCCAGACAUCACUUCCAAACUUACCUGUGCCAUCUGUGAAGGACACAAUGAAAAGAUAUCUGGAGUCUGUGCGCCCUCUUCUGGAUGAUGAAGAGUACAGAAGAAUGGAAGAACUUGCUUUAGACUUUCAGAAGAAUCUUGGCCCCAAACUCCAGUGGUACCUGAAGCUGAAAUCCCUGUGGGCCACCAAUUAUGUCAGUGAUUGGUGGGAGGAGUAUGUAUACCUUAGAAGCCGAAGUCCAAUCAUGGUCAAUAGCAACUAUUAUGUAAUGGACUUCCGCCACACGUUCCCAUUACAGUGUCAGGCAGCAAGGGCUGGUAAUACCAUCCAUUCCAUCAUGCUGUAUAGGAGGAAGCUGGACCGAGCACAGAUAAAACCGUUUUUUGCCCUACCUAAAACAGUUCCAUUCUGUUCUGCCCAAUGGGAGCGGCUGUUCAAUACCAGCCGUAUCCCAGGCCAGGAGAGGGACACCCUGCAACACAUCUCAAACAGCAGACAUAUUGUGGUGUACCAUAAGGGGCGCUAUUUUAAGGUGGGGAUGUUUUAUGAUGGCCGGCUGCUCUUCCCACGGGAGAUAGAGCAGCAGAUGGAGAGGAUCUUAGCAGACACCUCAGAACCCCAGCCGGGAGAGGAGAAGCUUGCUGCCCUCACUGCAGGAAACAGGGUGCCUUGGGCGUGUGUCCGUGACGCCUAUCUCAGACAGGGCAAGAACAGGCAGUCUCUGGAUGCUGUGGAGAAAGCAGCUUUUUUCGUAACACUGGAUGACACCGAGCAGCGCUAUGACUCGGACAACCUAAAUGACUCUCUUAGCAGCUUCGCCAAGUCCCUGCUGCAUGGAAAGUGCUAUGACAGGUGGUUUGAUAAGUCUUUAAGCCUGAUCAUAUACAAGAAUGGAACAAUGGGCCUGAAUGCAGAGCACAGCUGGGCUGAUGCUCCAAUUAUAGGCCACCUCUGGGAGCAUGUGUUGUCGAUGGACCUUAAACUCAAUUAUGCACUUGACGGCCACUGCAAUGGAGAGCCUCACCGCAGCCUCCCUGGACCACAGAGGCUGCAGUGGAAUAUCCCAUCUGAGUGCCAAAGUAUGAUUGCCAACUCCCUGGCUGUGGCCAAGGCUUUGGCUGAUGACGUGGACAUCCACCUCAUCCUCUUUGACGAUUUCGGGAAAGGCUUGAUCAAGAAGUGCAAGACCAGCCCGGAUGCCUUUAUACAGAUUGCCCUGCAGCUCGCCCACUUCAAGGACAAAGGGAAGUUCUGCUUGACAUAUGAGGCAUCCAUGACUCGUCUGUUCAGAGAGGGACGGACAGAGACUGUACGCUCCUGCACCAAGGAGACCUGUGCCUUUGUCAAGGCCAUGGUCAACAACGAGCCGAGAGAGAAGAAACUAAGCUUGCUGAAACAGGCGGCUGAGAAACACCAGCAGUUAUAUCGUCUAGCUAUGACUGGGAAAGGCAUCGAUCGUCAUCUCUUCUGCCUCUAUGUGGUGUCAAAGUACUUGGGACAGGACUCCCCCUUCCUUCAAGAGGUGCUGUCAGAACCAUGGAGGCUGUCCACCAGUCAGACUCCCAUGCAGCAGGUGGAGCUUUUUGAUCUGGUGAAGCAUCCUGAGUAUGCUACCAGUGGUGGAGGCUUUGGUCCAGUGGCUGAUGACGGUUAUGGUGUGGCUUACAUUAUUCUCGGUGAGAACCUCAUUAACUUUCACAUCUCCUGCAAGCAUUCCAGUCCAGAAACGGACUCUUAUCGCUUUGGCAACCACAUCAGACAGGCAAUGCAUGAUAUGUUGGGUUUGUUUCAGUUGGAACCACAGGCUCUGAAGUGAAAAGGCAAAUGUUUUACAUUCAUUUAAUUUUGGUCCCUGUUUCUUUUUUGAACAUGAUACAAGUAAUGAUGAUGAAUGCAUAUGAAAGAAUGAGGGAGAGUGUGUGUGUGUGUGUGUGUGUGUGUGUGUGUGUGUGUGUGUGUGUGUGUGUGUGUGUGUGUGUGUGUGUGUUUAUAAGAGUUCUGAGAUCUGGUUCAAAAAUGCUGGUGCCUUUAAGAGAGUCUUAACUGAAAGCAGAAAGAGGGGGAAAGGUAUGGACCAAGCAUUAGGCAGUUAAAAUGAAGCAAAUCACCUGAAGCAUUUAGACGUGUUACUCUCGGUAUUUAGUUGUAUAUACUUAGCUUUGAGAGAUACUGCAUACUCAAAACCACACCUUACAGUCUACAGAUAACUUAUAGUUCAGUGGGAAAGAACCUCUUGACCAUAGGGGAGUGAGAAAGUAGUUCAUUUACAUUACCUAAGCUCUGCAUAGCUGCACAGUCUUAAUGUGGUUGAUGCCAUCACUGUGGUAAAGCUGUUUUGAAGUGUUAACAAGCGCUGACCAGCCUUACUGGCUUUCCAGCUCACAGCAUUACUGCUGCAGUGCUGCACUCAUUUCACUGUACAGCCAGUGGUGAAUGGUUUAGUGCACAGUGCUGUGAAGGAUAAAGAAUUACAAUAUUUUUGACCAAAUAAUUAGGGUAGCAUAGGUUUGAUAUUUUUUUUGUUAAGCCUUGCCGUAAGAAAUGACUACAGUAUUGCUUACAAACCACAGUGAAAAUUAAUAAUAGGGAAUAUUUUGGGAAUUUGGCUGGUCCCUGACCUGUUCACCAUACAAAAUGUCAGUGUACAUUUAUUUUUAUUUUAAUGCACUUAAUUUUUCUUUUGUAAAAAGAAAAAAAAAAGAAAUUUGAAAACAUUGAAUUCCGUCAGUUUAUUUAUUUUCUGUUAUUAUUUCCUUUCAUGCAGUUUAUUGUAUGUGUGCUUUAUGUCUAUUUGAAGAUUAUAUACAAUUGUGAAUGAACAUAAUGUUCAUAUACCAAAAUUAAACUGAAUGUGACAUGAUUGUCUCUCUGUAUAACAAAACCAUGUGAAAUAUUCACAGCCUUUUCAGAAUAAAAACACAUACCAUGUA